AUGUCCUCGCCCUCAAAGCCAGUCAACAUCGUCAGUCCUCGCAGGGCCAACGCAGAGAUUGCUGGUGUGGGCACACCACCCACUGCACGCGCUGUGUCUGGUUCACCAAGCCCUCGCGCUCUCCGAGCUCAGUAUGCCGGCACCCCACAGCCGCCUAACAUCCCUCGACGUGGAACCCCCAUUGGCACUCCCAGUGCAGCAGGAAGCUCGCCUUUUCUUAUGCCCACUCCAUUAGCAGGAGGCGAGCCAUCCUCUGUGGCCUCUUUGGGCGGUAUCAGCGCGCGGCGACCAGACACGCCUGGUAGUGGAAUCGAGGGCAAUGCUCUCGAUGACCUCACCGACGAAGAGAAGGCGAGAAUACUCAGGCGCCAUCUCGUUUCGCGGCAAGAACGCGACGGACCGGCGGGACAGUCGUCGCGUGCGUCCGUCAGCGGAGGCUCAGAUAACGGUGUAGCGUCGAAACGGUCGUCGUUCUCGCACUUGCAUACACAAAGGGAGGAGUCAGAACCCUUCCCUGUGCCGUACCACGCGCCUGGUGCAGAUGUGACUCACAACAUAUACAAAUGGCAGGCAGACAAGCGUCGACAGGCAGCGCGUCCACGCGCUGCAUCAUUUGCUGGGUCGACGAGGUCCACAGACCCUGCUUUCCAGCAUAUUCACGAGCCAGGAGGUUUCCGAAGGAACUACCUGCUCAUGAGACGCGGUGAGGACGGCACUGCAGAUUUGCCACACGUCCCCCGAAACUUCAUUGAAUUCCUAUAUCUAUUCGGACACUUCGCUGGAGAGGACUUAGAGGAGAUCGAAGAGGAGGACGAGUACCGAUGGGAUGACAUGGAAGCCCAAGUCGGGACGCCUUCAUCCGCGGAGAGGGACCUCGCGGGCACCGCCCCGCUUUCCAUUGGUCUGCCGCCCGAGACGAGCACGGACCUUCACAAAGCAAGCGAACGUUCGCCGCUGCUUCCCCGCUCUCGUUCGAGAAGAGCAAGGUCCGGUAGCGUGGGCCCGCACGGAGAUGCGACGGUGACGCAGGCUUUGCUGAAGUCGUUCGUCGGCACUGGUAUUCUCUUCCUGGGCAAGGCCUUCUUCAAUGGUGGUAUCCUGUUCUCAAGCGCGGUCCUCACGUUCAUUGCGUUGAUCUCGUUAUACUCGUUCUUGCUGCUUGUGAAAACGAAGUUCGUGGUAUCAGGCAGUUUCGGUGACAUCGGUGGAACGCUCUACGGCCCCUGGAUGCGCUACGCCAUCCUCGCGUCGAUCACGAUCUCCCAGCUCGGCUUCGUCUCUGCCUACAUCAUCUUCGUCUCCGAGAACCUGCAGGCGUUCGUGCUCGCCAUCACGAACUGCGCGAAGCUCUUCGGCAUCCAGUACUUCAUCCUGCUGCAGAUGAUCAUCUUCAUGCCGCUCGUGCUGAUCCGGAACCUCGCGAAGCUGAGCACAACCGCGCUCGUGGCGGACGUGUUCAUUCUCGCGGGCCUUAUCUAUAUCUUCGGGAGCGAGGCGGCGAUCAUGGCGGACCGUGGACAUGCGGAUGUAGCGUUCUUCAAUGCGAAGGAUUGGCCUCUCCUGAUCGGAACGGCAGUCUUCUCGUUCGAGGGUAUUGGUUUGGUUAUCCCGAUCACCGAUGCGAUGAAAGAGCCGCGCAAGUUCCCCAAGGUCCUCACUGGUGUCAUGUUGUUCCUCAUGGUCCUCUUCUGCGGUGGCGGUGUCAUGUCCUACCUCACCUUCGGCUCCGACGUGCAGACCGUCGUCAUCGUGAACCUCGACACCACGAGCAAGUUCACGCAAGUGGUCCAGUUCCUGUACUCGCUCGCGAUCCUGCUGUCCGUGCCGCUGCAGCUCUUCCCCGCGGUGCGGAUCAUGGAGAACGGCCUGUUCGAGCGCAGCGGCAAGGCGGACGCGCGCGUCAAGUGGACGAAGAAUUGCUUCCGGUUCGUCACGAUCAUGUUCUGCUGCGCGCUCAGCUGGGCGGGCGCGAAUGAUCUGGACAAGUUCGUGUCGUUCGUUGGGAGCUUCGCUUGCGUCCCGCUCUGCUACGUCUACCCGGCGAUGCUGCACUUUAAGGCAUGCGCCCACACGCGCAAGCAGAAGGUUGCAGACAUCGCUUUGAUGAUCUUUGGCAUAGUCGCCGCCACUUACACCACUGUCCAGACAGUCCGCCUCAUGGUGGAGCCGGCUCCUGCUGUGCCACCCAGGUUGGGCAGCUGUGACAUUCCCGAUGGUUUGUUCCACGGAGGCAACUGA
This is a messenger RNA of Fomitopsis serialis, 2238 nucleotides long. RefSeq names its product transmembrane amino acid transporter protein-domain-containing protein. The record is from RefSeq and is a predicted model, not a curated record. The transcript is spliced from 10 exons. The coding region runs from base 1 to 2238 and encodes 745 amino acids. Gene Ontology annotation, biological process: amino acid transmembrane transport. Gene Ontology annotation, molecular function: amino acid transmembrane transporter activity. Lineage: Eukaryota; Fungi; Basidiomycota; Agaricomycetes; Polyporales; Fomitopsidaceae.